GAUCAGUCGUCGCUUAGCGAUCGCAGCCGCCACAGCAUCCGUCCUUCGGUCAACCAGCCAACACACUCCUACCAGAUCAGUGACUCCAGGUGUAAGGAUUCGUGUUCGUGAGUUUUGCAAAUUCGCCUGAGCCUCAGUACCUGGUGUGCGAGUUUCGAAACGCCAAACGGCGCCAAGCUCGGAGGAACCAAGGACCGGACCGUGCACUGUAAACGGUGCUCGAAACGAUCGGAUAGUGUCCUGCUGCGCGAGGCACAGGCUAGUGAGACGGUACCUUCGCUAUUUUGAGCUUCGCUCUUUCUUACUAGUGUCCGCGGUUCGGUGCGUCAGUGUCAAUGUCGGUGGCGGCUCGGAAGAGGACCAAUGCUGUUGUGACCACCGCGACCCACCGCUCCCCACUACCGACCCGCGGCGCGACCGUCACGCUACGAACGUGACGCGGCCCGUGAGCCCGCGGUUUUAAGUUUUUGCUCGCCCCGUUGAACGUUACGAUUGUUGAAAUCAAACAUUUAUUCCUUCACGACGGCGACGACGGCCGACGGUGACCGACGACGACGGCGACGACGACGGCGAAGAGCGCAUAAGUUAGAGAGCGAAGUAGCUAAAAAAAACGAACCAACAUACUACCGACGAAGUAGUGGACACGUCCCACGAUCGCUGGAUGAUUUUAUGGAGAGUAAAAAGUAACCUCGUAACGGAAGCCGGUGUGUGCGGUCAAGUGUAUCGAAUCGUGUGUAUGUGUGUGCGUGUUUGAGGGUGGCAGAGCUGGCCAGAGAGGAAGCAGAUUAGUAGCACAAAGCGUGCAUCGGAAGGACUUUUUUAUAAACCCGUAGAUAUUGCUGUUUUUACUACCCCCAACUGACAUUGUGAAGAAGCGAGCCCCGGGUUCGGAAUUGACCACUCUGUAGCAGGCUCCACAGUGACACAAGCGUAACAAUGACGGCGGAUAAAGGCCACACCAACACUGCGUUCGUCGGGGACGAGGGACUCAAUGGCAAAAAACUGUCCCAGCCGAAGGGCAUCGAUCCCAACAUGUACAGCCUGGAGAUCCAGGAAAAGAAACCGGGGCUGGAGACGGACUACGAUCCGUAUCAGCAUCGACACGUCGAGCAUCCGACGACGAGCAACGAAACGUUGAUCCACCUCCUGAAAGGCUCCCUCGGGACGGGCAUCCUGGCGAUGCCGAACGCGUUCCACCAUGCCGGUUGGACCGUGGGCGUUGUCGGAACCUUGCUGAUCGGACUGCUGUGCACCUACUGCAUCCACCUGCUGGUGAAGGUCGAGUACGAGCUGUGCAAACGGAAGCGCGUCCCGAGCCUCAACUAUCCGGCGGUUGCCCACACGGCCAUCCUGGAGGGUCCGAAUGCGCUCAAACCACUGUCCAAGAUUAUCAUCCACGUCGUGAAUGUGUUUCUUCUGAUCUACCAGCUGGGCACGUGUUGCGUGUACGUCGUGUUCGUGUCGUCCAACAUUAAGGCGAUCGCCGACUACUACACCGAAACGGACACCGAUGUUCGGCUGUACAUGCUCAUUAUUCUGCUACCCUUGAUCCUAAUUAAUUGGGUUCGAAAUCUGAAGUUCUUGGCACCCUUCUCGACAAUCGCCAAUUUCGUGACGCUCGUGUCCUUCGGCAUCAUCCUGUACUACAUCUUCCGCGAACCGAUCUCGUUUGACGAUCGCGAAAAGGUGGGCACCAUGAGUGGGUUUGCGCUCUUCUUCGGCACGGUUCUCUUUGCGCUGGAAGCGAUCGGUGUGAUCCUGCCGCUGGAGAAUGAGAUGAAAAAACCGAAACAGUUUGGCGGAAACUUUGGCGUGCUCAAUAAGGCGAUGGUGCUGAUCGUUACACUGUACGUGGGGAUGGGCUUCUUCGGUUACCUGAACUAUGGCUCGGUCAUUAAGGGUUCGAUCACGCUCAACCUGCCCGAAGGCGAGAUCUUGGCACAGUGCGUGAAAGGAAUGUUGGCGUUCGCCAUCUACAUCACACACGGCCUGGCGUGCUACGUGGCGAUCGACAUCUCUUGGAACGAUUACCUGAAGAAAACGCUUGGCGAAUCUCCGCGAAGCGUCUUCUACGAGUACAUUACGCGAACCGUUUUGGUCCUGAUCACAUUCCUGCUGGCGGUGGCCAUCCCCAACCUGGAGCUGUUCAUCUCGCUGUUCGGUGCGCUGUGCCUGUCGGCCCUGGGAAUCGCCUUUCCGGCCCUCAUCCAGACCUGCACCUACUGGCACCAGCGGCAAGGCAUGGCCAAGGUGUGGAUGAUCUUGAAAAACUCCAUCAUCGGCCUGGUAGCGGUGUUCGGGCUGGUGAUCGGUACCUCUACGAGCAUGAUUGAAAUCAUUCACACCUUCGGCCACGACGAGUGACCGGUCACCGUCUGACCUGGACUCCGGGCGUACUGUGUGCGCUAGUAAUCAGCAUCCAACCCGAAGUCAACAUCCGCAACGACGAGACGACGACAACAGCGGGAGAAAAUUAUUAGCCACCACCCAUCACCAGCAUCACCAUUGUGACACCUUCUCCUGCAACAAACAAGUAUUAUUUGGCGUGCAAACGGACGCACCCGGUGACAGCUUCAUCGAGCGGGCGUUUGCGAUCGGGAAAAGCGAAAGCGAGCUAGACGAAAGGGAAAGUGAGAGCGAGCAAGCCAUAACCAUUCCUAGGAGCGAAGCGAAACGGAAAACCUUAGAUGCAUCGGUAUUACGACACUAUCACUACUUCCGGAUCCUGAUCCUGGCUGGGCACGAUCCGCGAGCCGCCUAGUGCUAGUGAGCGUCCCCGUGCUGUGCCGAUGUGUACGCGUGUGCGGAUCCCAUCUCCUUCUUUUUGUUUUUAAGAUACGGUAUUCAAAUGAACAAAACAUUCACAAUGUUCCCUACGAUCGCAACGAUCGCCUGUGAAGCGGUGGAUUGUGCGCUAGGAGCCUCCACCUGGACGAACGUUUUUCUAAGACUAGCCUGGUAAGCGAAAUAAUUCGAUACAAAUGCCGUGAAUCGUGAAAGUUGUGUGUACAUAGUGUAAGUGAUAAAGCAAAUAAACAUUUAUUUUAAUU
Molecule: messenger RNA, 3050 nt
Organism: Anopheles bellator
Lineage: Eukaryota; Metazoa; Arthropoda; Insecta; Diptera; Culicidae
Product: proton-coupled amino acid transporter-like protein CG1139
Exons: 8
Coding region: 937-2364 (475 amino acids)
Biological process (GO): amino acid transmembrane transport
Cellular component (GO): vacuolar membrane
Molecular function (GO): amino acid transmembrane transporter activity
Source: RefSeq, a predicted model, not a curated record